AUGCUCUCAGUCACUCCUCUUCUUCUCCACACAAACUCCACCCUCUUCUUCUUCUUCUUCCCUCCGUCUCUCCCAACCCGGCCAAGCCCUACCAUUCACUUCAGUACCCCGCGAUGCUCUUCCGCCCUUCAAGACGAGCUCUCCCCGUCGCCGCCGCCGCUCCCGGCUUUGAAGGCGGCGAAGAGAGUGGUGCUGGUGAGGCACGGGCAGAGCACGUGGAACGCGGAAGGUAGGAUCCAAGGCAGCUCCAAUUUCUCAGUGCUCACCGAGAAAGGCGAGGCUCAGGCCCACACUUCCCGCCAAAUGCUCAUCGCUGACACCUUCGACGUCUGCUUCGCCAGUCCCUUGGCACGGUCAAAGAGAACAGCUGAAAUUAUAUGGGACACUCGCGGAGAGGAAAUGAUUUUUGAUUUUGAUUUGAGGGAAAUCGACUUGUAUUCAUUUCAAGGCCUCUUGAAGCAUGAGGGAAAGCAAAAGUUUGGUGCAGCUUAUCAGAAAUGGCAGGUAGAUGCACCAAACUUUUGUAUUGAUGAUCAUUAUCCAGUGAGAGAGCUAUGGGAACGUGCUAGGAGCUGCUGGACCAGUAUACUGUUGCAUGAAAGCAGGUCUGUUCUUGUGGUUGCUCAUAAUGCUGUUAAUCAGGCUCUCCUUGCAACAGCCAUUGGAUUGGGGACGGAGUAUUUCAGGACUUUACUUCAGAGCAAUUGUGGUGUAAGCGUGCUGGACUUCAAUCCACGUGAUGACGGAUCACCUUAUAUUUGCCUCAAUCGUCUUAACCAGACCCCAAGUUCACCUGUUGAAGCUGGAAGUUCAGGAGGAAGGAAAGCUAGUAAGCGGAUUGUACUUGUCUGUCAGGGAUCCACACAGUUGAAUGCUGAGCCAAUGGACAUGCUUGGGGUUAUAAAGGCCCAGAAAAUUGCUGAGUUACUUCUUGAUUUGAGAGUGAACUCUAUAGUUAGCAGUCCUAAGGAAGCUUGUAUUGAAACAGCAGUUGCCAUCUCCAGAGUACAAGAAGCUGCAGAUUGCUUGGGAGCUGACUCCGUGCCACGCUGUGUGGAGAUGAAGCAGAUGGAGAACCUUGAUGUUGAAAAGAUUCUUCAGAAGUCAAAUGAGAAUGGAACGGUAAUUCCACCUCUUCAGCCUGGUUGGCCUAAUGGAUGUGCGGAUAGAGUUGUGGAAGCUUUGUGGGAUCAUUCUGAAAUGGCCUGGCAGUCUCUGCUAGAAGAAGUAGCUGAUGAAGCAGCACCGGAAAAAGUUGUUGUUGCAGUCGGUCACCCUGCAUUGCACAUAUCACUGCUGGGGCACUGCCUGAAUUUGACAAAAGAAUGGCUGGGAUCGUUUCAUCUUGACGCAGGAAGUAUCAGUAUUAUUGAUUUUCCUGAUGGUCCUAGCGGGAGAGGUGUUAUUCGGUGCAUAAACUAUACUGCCCAUUUGGGGAGAUGGUCAGUACCUAUAACCACAUCAACAUUAUACGAUAAAUAAAAUCAUUCUUGUUAUCAACUACUGCAGUAUAGAAACAGGCGUAAUUGAUCCUACUGUAUUGAUGUAUGAUAUAAAAAGAAAUGGAAUUACUUUAAACCAUGUACAUUAGGAAUUUAGUUUGUAGUUCUUAUUGUUGUAAUUGUUACCGGUGUUGA
Molecule: messenger RNA, 1637 nt
Organism: Argentina anserina (silverweed cinquefoil)
Lineage: Eukaryota; Viridiplantae; Streptophyta; Magnoliopsida; Rosales; Rosaceae
Product: probable 2-carboxy-D-arabinitol-1-phosphatase
Exons: 9
Coding region: 1-1482 (493 amino acids)
Cellular component (GO): cytosol; cytoplasm
Molecular function (GO): phosphatase activity
Source: RefSeq, a predicted model, not a curated record